AUGUCGGUAUAUAACAGCCCUAGUUCCAAGGCAGAGUAUAAUACCAUCGCACCUGAUAUCACUUGUACAAAUCUACCUCUUCACGAAGCAAAGACACAAAACAUCUCCCAAAGCGACAACAUCAUGUCAGAGCACACUCGUAUGGCGGCGCUCAGCGCCGAGAUCGCGAAGAUACAGCAAGACCUGGAGCAAUGGCGACGCCACGAGCGAGACACGGCCGCGCAGCUCGACAGGGCUCUGACCAGGCUGCAACAGUACACCAGGCGCGGCCAGUUUCCAGACCCUAUCGUGUCGGCGGCGGUCAACAACCACUCGGUCGCGCUCAAUCACAUGCGGAGCAGAAUCGCGGGCCUGCAGAGCAGAAAGACGGCGGCGGAGCGGGAGCAUAUGAACCUGUCCCUCGGGUCAAGAAAUCAGGCGUGA
Molecule: messenger RNA, 423 nt
Organism: Akanthomyces muscarius
Lineage: Eukaryota; Fungi; Ascomycota; Sordariomycetes; Hypocreales; Cordycipitaceae
Exons: 4
Coding region: 1-423 (140 amino acids)
Source: RefSeq, a predicted model, not a curated record